CGCUGGUCUAGUGGACAGCUCCCUGGUGCUGAAGUCUCUCCACCAAAGAAGCUCAGCUCAGCACAGCUCAGCUCAGCACAGAUCAGCUCAGCACAGAUCAGCUCAGCUCAGCCACCGACGACCCGAGAUAAUGUCCCGUCCCAUCUCUUGCGGCUCUUUUUCCAUCCGGCUCCUCUUCCUCCUGACGCUGGGAGCCUCAGCCCAGACGGAUUUCGGCCAAACCCGUUUCAUCUGCACCUCCAUCCCGGUGGACAUGGACCCCAUGUGCUCGGCGCCCAUGCAGAACAGCGGGCCGGCCGACGACAUCAAGGGGACCAUCAUGCAGCUCCGGGAGACCAUCCUACAGCAGAAGGAGACCAUCAUGAACCAGAAGGAGACCAUCAGGGAACUGACUGCCAAGCUGAACAGAUGCGAGAGCCAGAGCGCCCCAGAGCCACCGGUGAGUUUGAGCGGGACAGCCGUACAGGGUGACCCAAACCCCAACCCAAAGUCAAAGUCAUUUGGAGCCUUAAGCCAACUUGGACAAACUUUACAAUUGCUCAAAUCACGCCUGGAGACAUUAGAGCAAUACGGUCGGGGAAACACAUCCUCACAGUCCAACAGCCUGAAGGACCUUCUGCAGAACAAGAUCGAGGACCUGGAGAGGCAGGUUCUGUCCCGAGUCAACAGCCUGGAAGACACCAAGAACCUGGUGAAAAACGAAUCGACGGAAAAUCGGGGUAAAAUCGAGAGUGCAUUAAACUCGCUCCACCAGCGGAUCAGUGACUUAGAGAAAGGGCAAAAAAAUUCCAGGCCGACCAAUAAAUUCCAGAUCACCUUCCCCCUGAGGACCAACUACAUGUAUGCCAAGGUGAAGAAGAGCCUGCCUGAGAUGUAUGCUAUGACAGUUUGCCUGUGGCUCAAGUCCAACGCCUCCCCAGGGGUGGGAACCCCUUUCUCUUACGCUAUCCCGGGUCAGCCGAAUGAGCUGGUACUCAUUGAAUGGGGCAACAAUCCAAUGGAGAUCCUGAUCAAUGACAAGGUGGCCAAACUGCCUUUCGUUAUCAAUGAUGGGAAAUGGCAUCACAUCUGCGUAACCUGGUCCACCAGGGAUGGCGUGUGGGAAGCUUAUCAGGACGGACUGCAGCGAGGCAAUGGGGAGAACCUGGCCCCCUGGCACCCCAUCAAACCUGGCGGAGUUCUCAUUCUGGGGCAAGAACAGGAUUCAUUAGGAGGUGGAUUCGAUGCCACUCAAGCCUUUGUGGGCGAGAUGUCCCAUUUUCACAUGUGGGACCGAGUCCUGACCCCAGGAGAGAUCUACAGCCUGGCAAACUGCAGUUCCAAGACCCUGGUAGGAAAUGUCAUUGCAUGGACUGAAGCCAAUGUGGACAUCUUCGGAGGUGCCACCAAGUGGACUUUUGAAGCGUGUCGUCAGAUCAACUGAAGACUUGAAUGGGAUUGGGGUUGGGGAGGGAAGAGGAGGGCGAGAGAAAGGAGGAGGGAGGAAAGCGAAUCCUUUCACAGCACCGAUAUCAAAAUCCAUUGUUUUUCUUCAGGAAAUCAAAACUUCCGAACGAGAAGUUUAUUGUGCAAAA
This is a messenger RNA of Callorhinchus milii (elephant shark), 1574 nucleotides long. RefSeq names its product neuronal pentraxin 1 like (gene nptx1l). The transcript has 5 exons. The coding region runs from base 131 to 1423 and encodes 430 amino acids. The record is from RefSeq and is a predicted model, not a curated record. Lineage: Eukaryota; Metazoa; Chordata; Chondrichthyes; Chimaeriformes; Callorhinchidae.